Molecule: messenger RNA, 4436 nt
Organism: Xenopus tropicalis (tropical clawed frog)
Lineage: Eukaryota; Metazoa; Chordata; Amphibia; Anura; Pipidae
Gene: rangap1
Product: Ran GTPase activating protein 1
Exons: 16
Coding region: 252-2000 (582 amino acids)
Biological process (GO): signal transduction
Cellular component (GO): nucleus; perinuclear region of cytoplasm
Molecular function (GO): GTPase activator activity
Source: RefSeq, a predicted model, not a curated record
GUCAUCAGAGGAAAACCUGCUGCUGAGAGUUGUAGUUCAGGCUCAGCUAGAGGGCUGUAUCACCCCCCAGUUAUGUACCCUCUUGGCCUCUUCAGAUUUUCUGCUUCUCUUUAACUGGAGAGUUUAGGAUAGGGGUGGCCAAAACGUCGAUCACGGUCCACCGGUCGAUCCCCCAUGGAUUUCUGCUGGACCGCGUCUAAGCCGGGAAAUGCAGAAGUGCGACGCGUUUAUUGGAGAGAAAAAGUGUGACAAUGGCUUCUGAAGAUAUUGCGCAGUUGACAGAUUCCCUGGCAAAGACAAAGGUGGAGGGAGGAGGAGAGCUAAGCUUUAAAGGGAAAAGCCUGAAACUCAACACUGCCCAGGAUGCUGAAGAAGUGAUUCGGGAAAUUGAAGAUUUUGAAGGGCUGCAUGCUCUGCGGCUGGAAGGCAACACUGUGGGACUGGAGGCAGCUAAAGCAAUAGCCAAAGUUCUGGAAAAGAAACCUGAUCUGAAGCGCUGCCACUGGAGUGAUAUGUUUACAGGAAGGUUAAGGUCCGAAAUUCCACCUUCUUUGAUAUCUCUUGGUGAUGCUUUGAUUACAGCUGGAGCUCAGCUGACCGAGCUGGAUUUAAGUGACAAUGCUUUUGGUCCUGAUGGAGUGCGUGGUUUUGAAGCUCUUCUUAAGAGUCCAGCUUGUUUCACUCUACAGGAGCUCAAACUGAACAACUGUGGAAUGGGAAUUGGUGGAGGAAAGAUCCUGGCUGCAGCCCUAACUGAGUGUUACAAGAAGUCUAGUUCCCAUGGUAAGCCUCUGGCACUGAAAGUAUUCAUAGCAGGAAGGAACCGCUUGGAGAAUGAUGGUGCCACUGCACUGGCUGAAGCUUUUCGUCUCAUUGGCACCUUAGAGGAGGUACACAUGCCGCAGAAUGGCAUUAAUCAUGCUGGCAUCACUGCUUUGGCAGAAUCUUUUAAAGCCAACUCUUUGCUGAAAGUGAUCAACCUUAAUGAUAAUACAUUCACAGAAAAGGGUGGCAUUGCUAUGGCUGAGGCAUUAAAGACACUCAGGCAAGUGGAAGUAAUCAAUUUUGGGGACUGUUUGGUCCGUUCCAAGGGAGCACAGGCUAUAGCAACUGCAUUAAAAGAAGGGCUUCAUAAAUUAAAGGAGCUUAACCUCUCUUUUUGUGAAAUUAAACGAGAUGCAGCAGUGGUCUUAGCAGAAUCUGUGGAAGAUAGGUCUGAAUUACAGAAACUGGAUUUAAAUGGAAAUUGUCUUGGUGAGGGGGGCUGUGAGCAGGUGCAGGAAAUCCUGGAAGGCAUUAGCAUGGCUAACAUAUUAGGCUCUUUAAGUGAUGAUGAGGGGGAUGAAGAUGAGGAUGAAGAUGAAGUAGAUGAUGAUGACGACGAUGAUGACGACGACGAUGAUGAAGAUGAUGAAGAGGACGUGGAGGAGGAGGAAGAGGAGGAAGAUGUAGAUGAUAAUGAAAACAGAACAAAGCCUAAUAAAAUUUCAUCACAUGUAUCCACACCAGCCGCUCCACCUAAACUUCCAGUUGAUGCAUCCACCUUUCUUAGCUUUCCCUCUCCUGAGAAGCUUGUGCGCAUGGGUCCUAAACGUUCUACAAUGAUAAUGCAGCAGAUCGAUGUUGCAGAUACGGAAAAGGUGGUCCAAACGUUCAUCCAGGUCUCCUCUGUGUACAGGGAUGACAGUGAAGUAAAGGCGGCUGUUGAAGAAACUAUUGAUGGUCUAAUGAAGAAGGCUUUUGAAAGCCGAGGUUUCCAAGAAAAUCUGUUUAUCACUAGUCUAUUGGUGCAUAUGGGACUUCUCAAGAGUGAAGACAAAAUUAAAACGGUACAGCACUUAAAUGGCCCCUUGCUAACUCUGAAUCACAUGGUACAACAGAAUUACUUCCCAAAAUCUCUUGUUCCUAUACUUCUGGCUUUCAUCUCAAAGCCCAACCGUGUCCUGGAAAAUAACGCCAGUGCCAGACACACAUUGCUGCACAACCUUCAUAAUCUGUAACCUGCUUUGCUUCAACUUGGACUAAACUUUACCCAGCCCACAAAACAUAAAAGCUCUUCAUAGCAGGUUAUAUAUGAGCAAGGGUUUAUUAGGCAUAUUGCUGGGGAAUAAGUUCCUUCUGGUCUUACCUACAAGGGGCCCCAUUCCAGUCUUUUUGUUUACAUUUGAAAAGAACUGUUCACCUCUCAAUACCUUGAUGAUCCAGAGGCCCAGAUUUGGACUCCAGAUGAGCAUUUUUUAUAGGUUCAUUGAGUGUUGUGUAACUGAAUAAUGUUACAUCAUUGGACAGUUCUCAUAUUCUCAUUGAGUGGCGCAUCUGUGUUUAAUGCCAAAUUAUUGGAUAAUACUUUGUAAAUUGAGUUUAGGGACAGUAAAAGUACUGUAUCUUUAUCAUAAGCGAUUGUACAUGUAUACACUGUAUUCCUUCCUUAACGAGAGAAGCUGUAAUGCAUAUCGGGUGCAUAUUUAGCCCUUGUAAUUCCUGAAACAGUCUACUCCUGUUCCUGCCAUAACUUUAGCCUGUUUGUCUGGCAGAGCUUGGCUUUAAGCUAAGGGAACUAUCAUGCAUAGUACUCAAAGGGUAACAGAUUACUCUUACAUUUGUAUACACUGCAAAUCAUAUUCAUGUUUUAUUUAAAUUACCUGGAGCAGAUACUUGUGUUUUGGAAAUACUUGUGCAGUUAUUACUUGGCACAAUAGAAUUGCAUUCAGUGAUUUAAUUACGCUCACUCCUUAGUCUGCAAUUGUUCUACAGGAAGAAUGUACCAUAGGCCUUGCAGAUGCCAUUCAUACCUAAUGUGCCAGUACCCUGAUGGCUGUAAGGUAUUGCUGCUGUUCCUGUAUAGUUUUCUAUGUAGUCCUCUUUGGUGCCUACUCAAUGGACAUUUGAAAUUGUUUUAGUCUUUAUAGCUUUUAGAGUAGAUUUGGGAGCAAUUGUGCAAAAGGAAAAAAAAAAUAUGUAGCAUUAAUGUCCUUUAAUGGCUGAGUAGAAAAAGAGUGUAAGCCUUUGGGUAUCUGUCAUCAAACAGCAUCCUACCGUGCUUCCGCCAGCUGAUUGCAUCUACACGUGGGGGCGGCUUGCUCUGCUUUUUAUAAUCAGUUAUUAAAGAUUUCCUCUCUAUACCAACACUGCUGGCAAGAGUGUUGGAGUUUUUUUUUUUUUUGUUUUUUUUUAAGACGCAAAAUGUCCCCAGUGAUUUCCUUUGUAAAUAAUUUGUAUUGCUUCUCAAGCAAAGACCCUACAGCUUCAGGGCGACUGUUGCUUCACUUCCAGGAGCCAUCAUGGAUAUCUAUAAGGCCUAUUCCAGAAUGGAUAUUCACAUCAUAUCAUGGCUCUCCUUGAUAAAACGAUUUAGCUUGGGUGUGUGUAUAGACUUGCUCACUUACCUCAAACACCACUUAAAAAAAAAAAAAAAAAAAAAUUGUAUACAUUGUGCAGAGUAGUUCUCCAUAUUAAAAAAAUAAGGAUAGUAACUGUCAGAAAUCUUAAUCAUCAAAUGACAGUAAUAAAACCCACCAUGGCUCAAAGGCACUGAUGACUUGUUCUGUUUUGUCUUGCAGGAGUUAAAUGCUUGUGUUUAAAAGUUUGUUGGCCAUUAGUAACUUUGGCACAUUGUGCAGUAACUAUGGCCUGCAGGAAAGGUCUGUCCACUUAUUCUGAUAUCUGAUUUCAUUGGGUUCUUAAUGGAACAAUUCAGUUUAAAAAUCAAACUGGGUAAAUAAACUGUACAAAAUGCUUCUAAUUUAGUUAGCCAAAAAUGUAAUCUAUAAAGGCUGGAGUGAAGGGAUAUCUAACAUAAUGAUCAGAACUCUACUUCCACUGCAUCUCUCUAACCUGUAAGGUGGCCAUACACUAUAAGAUCCACAACCAAUAUUCCCACCUAUGGUGGGCGAUAUCUGAGGGAACAGGACAUAUCCGGGUAAGGGGCACAUCAAUGAACAAAUGCGAUCUUUGAUCCAAGAGGAAAAUCAAGCCUGCCCUGUCGACAGCUGGGCAAUUUUUGGCUAUUGGUUGGGGAGGCCUGUUGGGGGGUGCCCAUAUUUUGGCAGAUAAGCUGCCCAAUCGCUCUGAAGGACCCAAAUUGGCAGCUGAAAUCUGCCCAUGUAUGGCCACCUUUAGUCAGUCAGCAACUUAGGGGGGGGUGGUACACGGGACAUAACUGAAGAGCCGUUAUAGAUAAUAUAAGUUUCAGAAUGUUAUUUUCUGUGUGGGGCACUUCUAAAAUAGCAGAGUUUUACCAUUAUAUACAUGUAUAUAUGUGUCUAAGGAGAAAGAACAGUUUUAAAAAGCUGAGAUUCUAUUUUUUUUGGAGAUCUUCUGAUUUCCACUAGUUUCUAUUUCCAGUCUCUGUUUCAUGCUCUCUUGGAUUCAUAUUUUAGCACUUACAUUCAUUGUAUUUAUCUGUAUAAAAACCUUUAUUAUAUUUAAAAAAAAAA